Messenger RNA from Hibiscus syriacus, 2123 nucleotides. RefSeq names its product vignain-like. The transcript has 6 exons. Gene Ontology annotation, molecular function: cysteine-type endopeptidase activity. Lineage: Eukaryota; Viridiplantae; Streptophyta; Magnoliopsida; Malvales; Malvaceae. Gene Ontology annotation, cellular component: lysosome. The record is from RefSeq and is a predicted model, not a curated record. Bases 1044 to 2123 code for a protein of 359 amino acids.
GGGGGGAAGAAAAAAAUUUGUACAUUCUUUUGCUACCUUACUAGCUGACCUGUUGCUCUGAGUUUUCAUUUUUUUUAAGUCUUCGUGUCCGACACAUAUGCGGACAUCAUUAUGUCGAUAUAAUCCCAAAUAUAUGAAAAAAAAACUUCUCAAGGAGUUGAACAUUAUUAUGUCAGUCAGAUGCUCUAAUUCAACACUUAUAUCCGAGUCUGAGUGAUUUAGCUUGAUGAUAUUUGAUAAUGUACACCACCUUCCUACUCCAACUUGAUUUUUCAGUCUUUAGUCCUUACCUGAAACUAGCCAGCUGUUUUUGUUGGCCACCAGUUCUUUUCCAUUUUCAUGCAGGUAGUAUUUGAAUGUUUAGACACGACAAAUUCUACAAAGCAAAUAUUACUUUAUUUGAUAUGGGGUAUGUUAUAUUUAAUCAAAGGCUUACGGAUACUCUUAAGUCUAGCCUGAAAAGUACACGUAAAUAAAUACUUGAGUUUCUUAAUGUUGUCAUCUUUUGAUGUUGUUUGUUAUAGACUUAUAGUCGAGCGUCAGAGAUCAGAUCUUGCCUAAAAACACAUUUAUAUUGGCAUUAUCGUACCUAGGUCUGUUUUUAAGAUAUUGAAAACACUUUCUGAUAUAACAAUCAUAUUCUCUGUUAGACGUGUGGUAUUACCGUCAACAACUUUGCCAUACUAAUUUUGUUCAUUGUGAACGAUUAAUGGGUUACUACCUUGCUAACAUGUUUAGACAAAGCAUACCUUGCUGGUGCAGAAUCUGCUAAGAACUUGCUAGUUCGUUUUUGUUUAAGCAGUUCGUACCAACUGCUAAAACCAGACUGUUGACUUGCAAGAAAUCAUGAUCUGAAUCGACUGGCAACCACCAAGUACGUAAUCAACUUGUCUGCUACGAACAAGUUAAAGCAAAGGCAGCGUGGGUUAGCAUGUAAUUGUGGUAUUUACACACAAAAGUGUAAUAAACUGCCUAUCAAAACAGGGCACGCUUCCAUCUCUGGACAAACAAGGAAUUAAAUCUUCGUAGAGGAUUCACCUAAUAUGGAUAUGUGGAAAUUAAUAGUGGUUGUGUUUUCCUUGGCUCUGGCCUUUUGGCUAGCCGAGAGCUUCGAUUAUCAUGAGAGUGAUUUGGCUUCGGAAGAGAGCCUGUGGGAUUUGUAUGAGAGAUGGAGGAGCCACCAUACAAUCUCCCGUGACGCAAAGGAGAAGCAAAAGCGUUUCAAUGUGUUCAAGGAGAAUCUGAAACACAUCCACAACGUGAACCAGAUGGACAGGCCUUAUAAGUUGAAACUGAACAAGUUUGCAGAUAUGACAAACUAUGAGUUCAUGAGUACAAGGAGCUCGAAGAUUAGCCAUUACCGGAUGUUACAUGGUCCGAGGCGGAUGACUGAUUUCCAGCACUGCGAAGUUGACAACCUUCCUCAGUCCAUUGAUUGGAGGAAGAAAGGAGCAGUUACUGGUAUCAAGGACCAAGGCAAAUGUGGAAGCUGUUGGGCAUUUUCAACUGUAGUUGCAGUGGAGGGUGUAAACAAAAUCAAAACGGGGGAGCUUGUUAAUUUAUCUGAACAAGAGCUAGUUGAUUGUGAUAAGGAGAACCAAGGAUGUGAUGGAGGAUUGAUGGAACAAGCAUUCGAGUUCAUCAAGCAAAGUGAUGGACUAACUACUGAGAAAAUCUACCCAUACGAAGCCAAAGACGAGUCCUGUGACUCGGCCAAGUUGAAUGGUCCUGUGGUGAUCAUUGAUGGCUAUGAAAUGGUACCAGAAAAGGAUGAGAAAGCUCUGAUGAAAGCUGUUGCAAAACAACCUGUGUCUAUUGCUAUAGAUGCCGGUGGCAAGGAUUUCCAGUUCUACUCGGAGGGCAUAUUCAUUGGAGACUGUGGCACGGAGCUGAACCAUGGGGUGGCAGUGGUAGGCUACGGCGCAACUCAUGACGGGACAAAGUACUGGAUUGUGAAGAACUCGUGGGGCGAAGACUGGGGAGAAAAGGGUUACAUAAGGAUGCGACGAGACGUCGAAGCUCAAGAAGGCCUUUGUGGUUUAACCUUGGAAGCCUCUUACCCUGUCAAGUUGCAUUCCAACAACGAUAGGAAAGCUUCCCAACAGGCCAAGGAUGAACUCUGA